AAAAUAACGAGCGGAAGCAAAAUACAGCAACCUCGUAUUAUCCCGGAAACAAUUAAUCAACUCGACCUUCCAUGUUUUAUGUUUUCGAUCACUGAGAAGGCUUCAUUGAGCCAAAAUUUGACAACAAACUGAAUACUUAAUUGUGGCGUUGUAAUUGAACCGGAACUAGAAGCCGAUCUUAAUUCAGUCGCACCAGUUUGGUUCUAAUCGCUUUUAGCCAUUAGCAUUAGCGUGCAAGCUGCCCUACACUUACAAUGUCAACGGCUCCGGAGUCCACCGCCGCUCCGUCAAAGUCCCUCCAGACGUUUAAGGACUGCUGGGGCUGCAGGGCCAUCUCAGGAGGGGGUCUGAUUCUGUCUGCGGCUUAUGUGUUCAACGCAGCGAGGAGGAUAAUGAAGCAGGGAGCUCCUACCUCCAUGGGGACGGUGGCACAGAUCACAUUCGCUGCAUGUCUGGCUUCUUGGGGAGUAGUCAUCAUCACCGAUCCGGUUGGAAAAUCGCAUAGGAAGACCACAUGAAGGAAGAUCUGCACAUUUUAACGGGACAAAACUCACAUGUGGACAUAAAGAGCCUGGUCCCGAGCACCAGCAGAGAGACUCUUGAAGCAGAUUGCUUACUGGAAUGUCUUCCACCAUAUGAUUUAUAUAUAUUUUUUUUGGCUAGGUGAAUAGUCACUGUAUGGGAGCUUUACGUGAUGACAAUUGUGUAGCCAUCUCGACAACAAAUAGAACAAGAAAAGAUGCUGCCAGAACAAUGAUUGGUCAUGUCCUCUGACAUAAAUACAGCAUUUGAAUGAAGUAUUUGACAUAAAAAUUCUCUAAAUAGCUGUAUUUCCAAAGGCAAUAUUGACGGGAUUUGGAGUAGAUGUUGACAACAAUCCAUUCAGUCCAUGCAAAGAAAAUCAAACCAUAGCUCUCCAUAAAUUGUCUAAUAAAAUCAAAUGUCAGGGAACAGCUGCUUUUAAAUGCUUAUUAAAAUGUUUUGAAUGCUUGAUAUGAAAGCCUCCGUUGGUGAUGACCUCUCUAAAACAUUUUCAGUACGAAUAAAUUAAUCAUGUGAAUUACUAAGUUCUUCCACACUGGCCGUACAUUCUUUGGUUGUAUUUCAUUUUUCUUGGAACCUUGUUUCCUUGGCUGUUUGACCUUGAUGAAACGGCCAUCUCCAUCACUCCAGAUCAAAAAUGCUUGCGUUUGUGCAUCAAUCCUUUCUUCAAUUACAUGCCCUACAUCAUAA
Messenger RNA from Poecilia latipinna (sailfin molly), 1233 nucleotides. It is a transcript of the gene dmac1, whose product is annotated as distal membrane arm assembly complex 1. The transcript has 2 exons. Bases 255 to 518 code for a protein of 87 amino acids. NCBI's taxonomy places the organism in Eukaryota, Metazoa, Chordata, Actinopteri, Cyprinodontiformes, Poeciliidae. The record is from RefSeq and is a predicted model, not a curated record.